AGCUUCUUCAACUUUGCAAGUAUAUCUAUUCCUUUCCAAACUUCAAAACUACGUCUACACCUACGAAAACAUCUCAGACAUGUCCGCCCCUACUUCCAUCCCUGCCCUCGACGAGGCCUCCAAGAAGGAACUCGAAUCUUUCCUCGAGCAAGAGCAGGCCAAGGCUAAGCUCCAAGCUUCCAUCCACGAGCUCACCAACACCUGCUGGAACACCUGUAUCACCGGUGGUAUUAGCUCCAAGUUUUCAAAAUCCGAAGCCCAAUGCCUCGAAAACUGUGUGGACCGAUUCCUCGAUUCAUCGCUCUACAUUGUCCGACAGAUCGAAGCUCAAAAACAGCAAAUUUAAAUUGUUGAAAGUUGAAUCUUGACACUGUAAUGGGGAUGUGGCAACGGAGAGAAGAAAAAGGCAUAGAAUCCAGCUCGACUGCAUGUAUCACAAUAACACAUCUC
Cryptococcus deneoformans JEC21 is the source of this 450-nucleotide messenger RNA. RefSeq names its product itochondrial import inner membrane translocase subunit tim8, putative. The record is from RefSeq and is a predicted model, not a curated record. Lineage: Eukaryota; Fungi; Basidiomycota; Tremellomycetes; Tremellales; Cryptococcaceae. The transcript is spliced from 6 exons. The coding region runs from base 80 to 346 and encodes 88 amino acids.